Molecule: messenger RNA, 234 nt
Organism: Triticum turgidum subsp. durum (durum wheat)
Lineage: Eukaryota; Viridiplantae; Streptophyta; Magnoliopsida; Poales; Poaceae
Source: the annotation of a GenBank genome assembly
AUGGGAGUCAUCAAAAUGCUAAGCCUAUUAUGCCUGCUACUGCUCAUGCCACUUCUUUUAGUUCCUUGUAAGAGCUUGGAAGCCAAGACUUGCGUUGUACAUAGCAGGACCUAUGAGACUAUAUCAUGCAAGGUGGAUCCAUGUGUUGAGGCCUGCCACAAGGAGGGAUUUACUUAUGGGUUCUGCUCCCCCUACCCCCUUAUAAUAGUUUGUUUCUGCGUAAAAAACUGUUGA